Messenger RNA from Solanum stenotomum, 1589 nucleotides. Its product is annotated as MLP-like protein 34. NCBI's taxonomy places the organism in Eukaryota, Viridiplantae, Streptophyta, Magnoliopsida, Solanales, Solanaceae. The record is from RefSeq and is a predicted model, not a curated record. Gene Ontology annotation, biological process: defense response. The coding region runs from base 71 to 1399 and encodes 442 amino acids. The transcript has 5 exons.
AGAGAUUCAUGUUAAUAAUGAACCACACACACUUCAUCUUUGUAAGAUUUCAUUUGAGAGAGAAGAGAAAAUGAGUCUUGAAGGAAAGUUGGUUUCAGAGAUAAAUAUUAAGUGUGAUGGAGAUGUGUUUCAUGAGAUUUUUAGGCAUAGACCACAUCAUAUUUCAACUAUGAGUUCUGAUAAAGUACAAAAUGUGGAUAUUCAUGAAGGUGAAUGGGGUACCGUUGGCUCUGUCAUUUUUUGGAAUUUUACCCAUGAUGGGAAGGAAAAGGUUGCAAAGGAAAUAAUUGAAGAAAUAGAUGAAGAAAAGAAGCUUGUUAAAUUCAAGGUGAUUGGAGGAGAUAUAUUGGACUAUUACAAAUCAUUUUACAUCACUGUUCAUGUUGAAACAAAGGGUGAAGACAAUUUAGUUACUUGGAUUUUGGAAUAUGAGAAGUUGAACCAAGAUAUUCCAGAUCCUCACACACUAAUGAAAUUUUGUCUUGAUGUUACAAAAGAUAUUGAGACUCAUCACCUAACAGGAAAGUUAGUUUCUGAGAUAAAUAUCAAGUCUGAUGGGGAUGUGUUUCAUGAAAUAUUUAGGUAUAGACCACAUCAUAUUUCUAGUAUGUCACCUAGUUAUAUACAAAAUGUCGAUAUUCAUGAAGGUGAAUGGGGCACUGUUGGUUCUGUUAUCUUUUGGAACUUCACCCAUGAUGGGAAAGAGAAGGUGGCAAAGAAUGUAAUUGAAGAAAUAGAUGAAGAAAAGAAGUUGGUUAAAUUCAAAGUGAUUGGAGGAGAUAUAUUGGACUAUUACAAAUCAUUUUACAUCACUGUUCAUGUUGAAACAAAGGGUGAAGACAAUUUAGUUACUUGGAUUUUGGAAUAUGAGAAGUUGAAUCAAGAUAUUCCAGAUCCUCACACACUAAUGAAAUUUUGUCUUGAUGUUACAAAAGAUAUUGAGACUCAUCACCUAACAGGAAAGUUAGUUUCUGAAAUAAAUAUCAAGUCUGAUGGGGAUGUGUUUCAUGAAAUAUUUAGGUAUAGACCACAUCAUAUUUCUAGUAUGUCACCUAGUUAUAUACAAAAUGUCGAUAUUCAUGAAGGUGAAUGGGGCACUGUUGGUUCUGUUAUCGUUUGGAACUUCACCCAUGAUGGGAAAGAAAAGGUUUCAAAGAAUAUAAUUGAAGCCAUAGAUGAAGAAAAGAAGUUGGUUAAAUUCAAAGUGACUGGAGGAGAUAUAUUGGAGGAAUACAAAGCAUGCUCUUUUACUGUUCAUGUUGAGACAAAGGGUGAAAACAACUUAGUUACUUGGAUCAUAGAAUAUGAAAAGAAGAAUGCAAAACUGCCAGAUCCACACACAUAUAUGGAAUUUGUUCUCAAUAUGUCCAAAGAUAUUGAGACUCACCAUCUCAACUGAUAAAUAAAUAUUGCUACAUAUGUAUACUUAUGUUGCUUGGACUUUUUGAUAAUAUUGAUGGAUGCGUGUUAUCUCACAUGGGCGCGACAAUAUUUUUAAAAAGUACAAGCAAUGCAUAUAUACCAUAUGUUUGGAAUUAAAUUGUUGUCUUAUGUCUUAUAAUAAUGUGUGGUGUGCUUUGUAAUGUCUA